CUCCUCAUCUGUGCUUAGUUUUCUCACAAACAUCAUCUCUGUUUGUCUCUCAGGAUUCUCUUGCGUUUGCUAUCUUUCUGUGUGGCUAAGCAUUUUAGGAGCAUAUCUGAGUUUAAUUGUGGUAGCCGUCUUUCUCUGAGUCUCUAAGCAUAAUGGCUGAACUCGUCCUUAACUUCGUCACCCCAAUCAUAGAGAAUGCAGUUUCUAAAGCAAUUUCACUUGCUGCUGCACAAAUCAGCAAGGCAUGGGGUCUGGAGAAGGAGCUGAGGGAGCUCACUCAAACACUAACUAUGAUCCAAGGAUUGCUUCAAGAUGCUGAAGGGAGGCAAGAAAGCAAUCCAGCCAUAUGGAAUUGGUUACAGCAGCUCAGAGAUGUAGCUUAUGAUGCAAUGGAUGUACUGGAUGAGUACGGUUAUGAGGUUCUUAAGCACAAAGUUCAGACUCAACGCCGAAAGAGGAAACAAGUGCGCACCUUCUUUGCUCUUUUCAAUCCCAUUGCCUUUCGUCUUAGCAUGGCUGAUAAUAUUAGGAAGAUUAAUAGGACUCUGGUUAAAAUCAACAACCAUGGGGUUUCAGAUUUGCUAAUCAAAUUUAGUGACCAAAGUCAUUCCACUGCUGGUGCAAGGCCAUAUCCUAGGACAGAUUCCAUCCUUGAUUGUUUAAAAUUUGUCGGAAGGGAUAAUGAUGUCUUAGAAAUUGUCAACAAGCUGGAGAACAUAAGGAGUCAACAUCUCCUCUCUGGCAUUUCAAUAGUAGGCUUGGGGGGCAUAGGCAAGACAACAUUAGCAAAAUCAAUAUGCAGUAUGGUAAAAGAACAAAAGUUGUAUGAUCUGGUGGCUUGGGUUUGUGUGUCCGAGGAAUUUGAUGAGAAAACAAUAUUGGGAGAUAUGUUAGAAUACCUUGAUGGCUUUGCUGGUCAAAUGAAUAAUAUAGACGCACUUAUUCAGAAGCCUGGGCAGAAGUUAGAAAAUAGAAAAUUUCUUUUAGUUCUUGAUGAUAUGUGGAAUGAUGAUAGAGACAAGUGGGAUAGUUUUAAAUCUUGUUUGUUAAAAAUUUUAAAAACCAGUGGAAACUCCAUUCUUGUGACUACUCGUAGUGAUACGGUAGCAUCCAUAAUGGAGGCACCUCCAAUGCAAAAACAUGAUAUGCUAAAGCUAUCAGAUCAUGAAUGUUGGUUGAUAAUUGAGGUUGUAGUUCUCAGAUCAUCAACAGAAACUUCAAUACCUUUGGAUUUAGUAGGUAUUGGACAAGAAAUUGCCAAAAAAUGUGGGGGGUUGCCAUUAGUUGCAAGUGUAAUUGGAGGAGCACUGAGUCAUGAAAUGAAGAUAGAUAAGUGGCAAGAGAUCCUAGAUGAUGAAGCAUGGAUUUUGCAAGAUGAAAAUAAGAAGAUUUUAUCUAUAUUGAAAAUUAGUUUCGAUUGUUUUCCUUCAUCCUUAAAAACGUGCUUCUCUUAUUGUUCAAUUUUUCCAAAGGAUGCUGUCAUUUUCAAAGAUGAUUUAAUUCAACUUUGGAUGGCUCAAGGGUUUCUUCACAAUUCUAAUGGAAGCCUUGUGGAAAUGGAGGAUAUUGGUAAUGAGUAUUUCAAUCAGUUGUUAUCUAAUUCUUUACUUCAAGAUAUUAAAUGGGAUCUUUAUGGGAAUAUUGAAUCUUGCAAAAUGCAUGAUGUAUUGCAUGAUCUUGCAUUGCUUGUGUCAAAAGAUGUUGAUGUUUUUUGUAGCAUGGCAUCAGAUCUCAAAAGCUUGCAAUCCAUGAAAUUAAUGGCAGUUCAGAAUAAGAAGUUGUCAACUUUUCUCGGCAAAUUGAAACAUUUGAAAUACCUUGAUAUCUCAAGAGCUUAUGUAACAGUAGCACCAAAAACCUUCUCUAAGCUCUAUAAUUUGCAAACUUCAAAAUUUCUCGAUUGUGGUCCCAAUGGCAUAGCAAAUCUCAUCAGCUGGAGGCAUAUCUAUUCUAUUCAUCCACAUGAUAUAUCUAUCAUGCAGUUAACCUCCCUUCGAACAUUAUCACACUUUGUUGUCGGCACAAAAAAGGGAUGCCAGAUUGAAAACCUUGGAUGCUUAAGCCAACUUGGAGGAAAACUAGGGAUUUUGAAGCUUGAACAUGUAAGAUCCAAAUUAGAAGCCUCUAAAGCAAACCUGAAAGAAAAGACAAAAUUGCAUCAAUUGACAUUACAUUGGAGUAGUGGCAAUGAAAGAGCAGUCAACAACAACAAUGAUGAAGAGGUUCUAAAAGGCCUUCAACCUCAUUCAACUUUGAAAAGCCUCAGUAUUAAUGGUUAUAAAGGAAAGAUGUUCCCAUCUUGGAUGGGGAAUGAUAUCAAUAGUUCUGGUCCUUCAUUCCUUCUUUACAACAUGGUGGAGUUGCAGUUAAUUAAUUGUGAUAAGUGCACAUGUAUUCCAAGUUUGGGACUAUUGCCUAGUCUUAAGGUUCUUUGCAUUGAAAGAAUGGAAAAUGUUAGAAGAAUGGGUCACAAGCUUCAGCUCGGUGGAGUAGAAUCAAUCAGAUUGUUCCCAGCUUUGAAAACACUCGUCGUAUGUGACAUGGAAAGGCUAGAGGAAUGGGUUGAAGUUGUAGAGGAUGCAGCUAUAGGGAGCCAAGGUGUGAUCGUGUUUCCUUGCCUUGAGAAGUUGCUGAUUUUUGAAUGUCCAUUGUUGAAGACUUGGUCGAUGGGUGGAUUUUCAUCUCAUCACAAACUCUCCGAGCUGCUAAUAGAACACUGUUUAAGUCUGACGACUAUCCCUAGUUUAGAUGGGCUCUCAGCUCUUGAGAAAUUAGAGUUAUUCUCCUAUGAUGGAUUAACAAGUCUACCAAUCGGGCUUGGAUCCUGCAUCUCUCUUCAGUUGUUGGAAAUUAACGGAUGCCAAAAUCUGAACUCCAUUCCAAGUAUAAAUGGGCUCACAUCUCUUGAAAGACUCAACCUUAUUUGUUGCCAUGGAUUAACGUGUCUUCCAAUUGGGCUAGACUCUUGCAUUUCUCUUCAGUUGUUGAAAAUUUUCCAAUGCCAAAAUCUGAACUCCAUUCUAAGUAUGAAUGGGCUCACAUAUCUUGAAAGACUCUACCUUACUCGUUGUGAUGGAUUAACGUGUCUUCCAAUUGGGUUAGACUCUUGCAUUUCUCUUCAGCAGUUGGCAAUUAGAAGUUGCCCUAAUUUGAUUUCCAUUCCAGAAGACAUCAGGAAAUUGCAUUCUCUCGAUGUUCUUAGAAUCAUAGAAUGCGAAAAUCUAAGGAGCAUUUCAGGGGAGUGGCUAGCUAGCCUCACUUGCUUGAAGGGGUUACACCUUGGUCAUUUCUGGUCGGAGUUGGAGGAUUUUCCUAGACUAACUUCCAUUCAUAAACUCCACACCUCCCUUGAAAAAUUGGAAUUGUAUGAAUGGGAUACACUAGAGUCUCUGCCACAUCAGCUUCAACAUCUCACUGCCCUCAAGGAAUUGACGUUAUUGAAGUUCAAUGGCCUGGAAGCUUUGCCAGAGCGGUUGGGAGACCUCUCUUCUCUUCACAGGUUGGUAAUUUGGAGUUGUCCUAAUUUGACUCAUCUGCCUUCUAUUGAAGCCAUGCGACGCCUCUCCAACUUACAAUAUCUUGGCAUUCGACAUUGUCCCAAAUUGAAGAAAAGUUGAGCCAAAAAGAGGAGCCCUGAAUGGUCCAAGAUCUCCCACAUUCCCAAUAUUAGAAUCCAUUACAAGAACGUGCAGGGCGAAUGCAAAUUUUCCAUGGGGAGUGAUUCUAAAUAUUUAUGAAUCUGCUCAGGCCUCAGAGUUCAUCCAAAGCUAGUGAGUUCCUAAAUUCCUUUCCAUAAUCCUUCUAUUCAUUUUUAUUUUCAUUCCAAUUUCAAAAGCUUUCAUUUUUGAGGUUUGCGUUUUUCCUCCAUAAUCCAUUUUUUUUUUUAGAUUUUGAGUAUGAUUUUUUUUUUGGUUCUUUUGUGUUGAUAGAGUAUUAUAUAUUAGUGA
Messenger RNA from Rubroshorea leprosula, 3947 nucleotides. The record is from the annotation of a GenBank genome assembly. NCBI's taxonomy places the organism in Eukaryota, Viridiplantae, Streptophyta, Magnoliopsida, Malvales, Dipterocarpaceae.